Chondrus crispus (carragheen) is the source of this 897-nucleotide messenger RNA. RefSeq lists its product as hypothetical. Lineage: Eukaryota; Rhodophyta; Florideophyceae; Gigartinales; Gigartinaceae. Gene Ontology annotation, biological process: pseudouridine synthesis. Gene Ontology annotation, molecular function: pseudouridine synthase activity; RNA binding. The transcript has a single exon. The record is from RefSeq and is a predicted model, not a curated record. The coding region runs from base 1 to 897 and encodes 298 amino acids.
AUGGUAACCGGACAAAAAGCCACGAUACGUCCACGAGAGAAGGAAGGCGACGCUCCGCCGACAACUCCUGGGCGGCUACCGCCAGUGGCCCCAAAAUUGGGAGUCUUGCAUUAUGAAGCGGGGAGAUAUUUGAUCACGGACAAACCCCCGGAUGUUCGCAUUGACGGCGAGUUCACGCACACUGUGGAAAAGCUUGCUCUAUCUUACAUCGUGUCUCAAGGUUUUGAUGUUGAAAAAGCGAAAACGGAGACGGGUUUUGGGGUGCGAUUUGUGCACAGACUUGAUUAUGCAACCUCGGGCGUAAUGAUGAUUGGGUUGACAAGAAAAGCUGCCGGUGUGGCUGCCACGCAGUUUGAAAAGCGAUCCGUGAAGAAAAUAUAUUUGGCGCUUGUGCACGGCCAUGUCGGAGAUGAUAUUGAGGUCGUUACUGACAUGGAUAAUCGGAAAAGCUUUCUUACAUUUGAUCAAGCGAUUGCAGAUACAAAACCACCGGGCUACAAAAUGGUGGUAGGAUCGCCAGGCAAUCCUGGUCGGGCUUCUUUAACAGAAUGCUAUCCGCUUGCGCACGGGUCGUACAAGGGGGCGCCAGUCACGAAACUUCUGCUCGUACCUCAGAGUGGUCGUCGCCAUCAACUUAGAGUGCACUGCGCAAAUGCUGGAAUGCCCAUUGUAGGGGAUGCGACAUAUAUCGAUGAUGAUUCAGUGUACUUCAAAGACCCAAAUGUGCUACCGCCAAGAAUGAUGCUUCAUGCAUUCGAGCUACACAUUUCGUUGCCUCCUCCGCAAGAAAAACUAUAUGGCCGCAAAAGUGGCCUGCGGAAUGCAAUACAACAGGAAUUCAGGACAGUUGAUCCGUUCUCUGAGAAAACACUUGAGGGGUUAUGCUUAGUGGCUUGA